Molecule: messenger RNA, 444 nt
Organism: Lactuca saligna
Lineage: Eukaryota; Viridiplantae; Streptophyta; Magnoliopsida; Asterales; Asteraceae
Source: the annotation of a GenBank genome assembly
AUGGUUGGCUGCUAUGGUGGUCCUCUUGCGUUCUCAAGCCAACCCUUUACCCACACAUUUCUUCGGCAACCACUAAAACACGCACAAAAACGAUAUUGGCUGAGAUUCGAACACACACACAAAACACACACUGCACCGCCACACAUCAGGUGGCUUACGGUGACCCAGAAAGGGGUAUCAUUGGGACGCGAUAGCCAUCGGGCGGAGAUGGCGAUGCUCAUGAGGGAAAAAGGAAGGAUAACGAGAAAGAGAAGGAAAGGUUUACCAAUACUGGAGAACGUAGAGGAAUGGAGGCCCCCGACGUCGGCCUUGACUCACGCAUCCGUCGGUAGCGAAACAACAAUGAUAGUUCUCUGCUCACUCAGUGGCUCAACUGAUCGGAAGAAUAGCGUAACUGGUGGUGGCAGUUCCUCCGACUCCAACACUCUUGGCGGCCGCCGGUAG